Pelobates fuscus (common spadefoot toad) is the source of this 3382-nucleotide messenger RNA. RefSeq names its product male germ cell associated kinase (gene MAK). Gene Ontology annotation, cellular component: cilium; cytoplasm; nucleus. NCBI's taxonomy places the organism in Eukaryota, Metazoa, Chordata, Amphibia, Anura, Pelobatidae. Gene Ontology annotation, biological process: intraciliary transport; cilium assembly; protein phosphorylation. The transcript is spliced from 15 exons. The record is from RefSeq and is a predicted model, not a curated record. Gene Ontology annotation, molecular function: ATP binding; protein serine/threonine kinase activity. Bases 520 to 2451 code for a protein of 643 amino acids.
UGUCUCUCACAACAGGUAAACAAUCAUAGAUUACUAAGGCUGUAAACACAAGGCCAGGACAUGCCCCGCUGUCGCUAUGGUGACGGUCCUCCAAGCCAGCCGCGCGGCGCUUCUCCAGCACGAGCCAGAAAGUCACCAGGAAGAGCAGCCCACUGACACCAUGACGUCAUCCACAUCGCCCCUCCUACUUUGCGCAGCCAGCUGUUACCAGGGAGACGAGUCACAUACGGAGCGGGGAAGCUGGGCAGGUUUGUACCUCAUGUGACACUGGUGGGACAGACAGAACCUCAGAGACCAGGUUACAGUGGAAUGGCUCCAACACUGGCUUGUUUUCAUUCUCAUCCUGCCAUGCCACUUCUUCAGUAAUUCAGAUGCAAAAUGAUCACAUGCUUUGUCCUUAGACCUUGACUUUGUUGUCUUGAAGAAAAGACAAUCUGUUUUGUUUACUUAACACUGAUUCAUUAAUACUGUGAAUUGCCCACGAAAAGGUACUGCAAGUCCAUUAACACUGAAACAAAAAUGAAUCGUUAUACCACUAUGAAACAGCUCGGGGAUGGUACCUAUGGCAGUGUGUUGAUGGGGAAAAGCAAUGAAUCAGGGGAGCUAGUAGCUAUCAAAAGGAUGAAAAGGAAGUUUUAUUCAUGGGAAGAAUGUAUGAAUUUGAGAGAAGUAAAGUCGCUAAAGAAACUGAAUCACGCUAAUGUCAUCAAACUAAAGGAAGUGAUCAGAGAAAAUGACCAGCUUUAUUUUGUGUUUGAAUAUAUGAAAGAAAACCUUUACCAGUUAAUGAAAGACCGAGAAAAUAAGAUGUUCACUGAGAAUGAAAUAAGGAACAUUAUGUUCCAGGUGAUUUCUGGGUUAGCCUUUGUGCACAAGCAUGGGUACUUCCACAGAGAUAUGAAACCUGAAAAUCUUUUAUGUAUGGGUCCUGAUCUUGUCAAAAUAGCAGAUUUUGGAUUAGUCCGAGAAUUGAGAUCUCAGCCGCCCUACACUGAUUAUGUAUCUACCAGGUGGUAUAGGGCACCUGAGGUAUUGCUGAGAUCCGCUGCAUAUAGUUCGCCAAUAGAUAUGUGGGCAGUUGGCAGUAUAAUGGCUGAACUAUAUACGCUACGACCUCUCUUCCCAGGAACAAGUGAGAUUGAUGAAAUUUUCAAAAUUUGCCAAGUUAUAGGGACACCAAAAAAAAAUGAGUGGCCAGAAGGAUAUCAACUUGCAGCAUCCAUGAAUUUCCGCUUCCCACAGUGUGUUCCUGUUAACCUCAAAACUCUUAUCCCUAAUGCUAGUGAAGAAGCUAUAACACUAAUGAAGGACAUGCUGCAUUGGGACCCAAAGAAACGACCCACUGCAAGUCAGGCUUUAAGGUACCCUUAUUUUAACAAUGGUCAAGUAUUGGGACCUGCACCGCAAUACAUUGAGCAGAAAAGGCCUGUAAAAAAAGCAGUGCAACCCGUACAACCGCAGCCGUCAUCUUCAACAAAGAAACAAUCUCCUUCUCCACCUGAUGCAUUAGAGAAGACAAUAGCUGACUCACCAGUGGUGAACCACAGGCCUCUGCAGCAGAUUCAGGUGCCGCAGAGCACAGCUAACAACAUUCUGCUGCCUAAACCUUCUCCAGUGUUCCUGCCCAAUAUCAGUAAUACAGUGUCUCCAAAGCCAGUGGCCACUGGAUCUCAACAUAUGGCUGCUAAUGCUAAAAAUGGAAGACGGCGCUGGGGACAGUCCGUUCUAAAGGAUAGUUGGGAUGACUUUGAUAAAGAAUUUGGCAUCUCUUAUUCUAAAAAACCCAGUAUGGGAGGAGUUAAAGAGAAUAAAAACAAUGAUCCAUUAUUCGGCAUGGCAGAAUAUGGACAAGAAAACAAAGCAAUGACAAACACGAGGAUUCUGAGAACGGAUUCAAGCCAAACCAUGUCAGCUAAACAGCAUUAUCUAAGGCAGUCUCGAUAUCUACCUGGGAUGAACCCAAAGAAUUUAGGAUUCGGGCUAGCCAACAAGGAAGUAAAUAAUUCAGCAUGGAAUAGUGCACUAACUUCUAAACCACUUGCUCCCAUUGGAGGAGGUAUGACGUUUAAUAGAGCUAUUGCAGGAGGAUUUGCUGGUCCUUCAUAUAACCCAAAUGGAGGAUACAUUCCAUCCAUUCACAAAAAAGAAGUUGGCUCUGCAGGACAAAGAAUACAACUUGCACCUCUUGGGGGAGCAGCAACAUUACCCACCAACAGUGAUGCUGUGAAUGGUAAACCAAAGGUUAUCAAACCAAAGCCUAUCUGCCUAAAAGCAGUAUGUGAGAGUCCACCAGAUUUUGAUGCCUGGAAAACAAAAACUGCGCGCACACAAUUGCCAGGUUCAUCAUUCAAACCAGCAACUAAGAACCUGUCUGUGAUAAACCGGCCACAACCACUUCAGCCAGUGCACGGGAGAACAGACUGGGCAGCCAAGUAUGGCGGCCAUCGCUAAAAGUAUUGUUACCAGUACUGGGGAGGGGGAGUUGGAAGUAAUUAUUGGGUUACUGGAGUCAGAGUCAGUAAAAAUAUACCAACACUUACUAAAGCUACAUUUGCUGGUAUGCAAGUUGAUCCGGCGUUAUUUCAAGCCUCAGAAAUUACAUGUGUAACAUAGGUUUAAGCUUAUAAUUGACAGAUAAGUUAAUUCCCAAAAUAAUGUGCAACUUUUGUGCCUUUAGGCAGCAGAAGUCAACAAAUAGUCCAGUUGAAAAAAAAAAUUUUUUUCAGUAAAUUAUCCUUUUAUGAUUAUAUUAUUAUAUGAUUAAUAAGAGUGAAUAAUGACUAAACAUACUAAACAUACUCAACUGAGUGAUAACAGUGAUGGUAAGCACUCCAGAAAUUGUAUUUCUUUAGAAAAGAAGUUGGGAGUGAUAAAGAGGUAUGAGAAAGGUAAAGCAUCACGUGUAUCAAAAAUUAUGCAAAGGCCUUAUUUACGUCUCGGCCAUAUAUAUAAAAAAACCAAAAAACUUUGUUUUGCACAUUAGUCGACCACAAGCUUUUGGGAUUUUUUUUUUUUUUAAAUACACUUAACAUGUUGACAUACACAAUCAAUUGUAAUAUAAUUAUAUAUAAGGAGUCGGAGUUGGUGAUACCAUAAAACGAAUAGGUGGAGUCGAAGGUUUUGUGUACUGACUCUACAGCCCUGGAUUGUUACAGAGAUUCUAUAAUUACUUUACACUCCCAUCCGAAUGUUUUGUUUUGUUUUUUCCAGCAUUGGAUAAAUGUACAUUCCAAAUCCAACAGGUUAUAGACAAAACGUACAGUAAAAUAUUUCAGAAUACUUUUUUGGAACAGUGAAAUCAGUACUGCAUGAAAUCCGGAUCCACUAAAGGAGCACUUCAGAAUGCAGUUAACCCUUUUUAAUAUAAUGUAGUUAAAAAAAA